AUGAGUUGCGAAUUCAAAUUGACCAUAUUGCCAUUAGUUGCCGGUGGCGUGGAUCGAUCACUGUCUACCGCUGCGGCUGGAGUACGAGCGUGGACUCCGACUAUGCACUUGUCCGCUGUUACUUUUCAUUUAAAUUUUUCAGUUUGCUCAUGCGCUCAAUUCCCUCAAGUAUUGAGAAGCUCACCGACCCAAAAAUCAAACGAACUUACCAGAAUUGGGUCAUCCGUCGCUCACCGGCCGCUCCGAUGUCGGAUGUUAACGGCCUGUGGCUCUGCUGGAGGCCCAGCGAUAGAUUCUUGCUGGUUGCAACUAGAACUCAACCCAACGCACCAUCCGCCGCCACGUAAAACGGAGCUUGGGCAACCUGAUAGUAUCCCAGCCCUCGUACUUCCCUUGGGUGGCAUGACAGCUAGGCACCGAAAGGAUGUUACAGCUGAAGGACCUCAAUCUGGUAAGCUUAAUCUGCUUCUCUUACGAGUCGGAUUUGGUGCCAAGGAGCAUGACUGGUUUCUCGCGGGCAAUGCAAAUCUAAUGUAUAAAUACGUACGCCCUCGGAAUUUUUACUAUGGCUUACUUAUUGGCUUGGGUCUGUUUAUGCUCAGCGUCCUGAACAACCGAAUUUCGCGUCAUGCAGACCCACCGAAUGGUGUUAUCAGAAGCCCUUUGGUGGAUGACGAAGUGGCUUUCAUGUAUGCUGAGACUCUCUCGGACGACCACACCAAUCACUCACCUGAUCCUUUUGACCCUCGAGGGCAAGAAAGCAUAAAGUUAGCCUGCACUUUGGAACAAACAGUACUUCCUGCAUGUUACUUGCUGAACAAUACGGAUAUAUAUGUGCCGCUGCGUUCAAUCGAAACUGCCUUUGAGUUGGUCAGCACUGUAAACUUGCAGGCGAAGACAGUAACCGUUCGGCAGACCAGUGUUAGCAUCCCACUGUCCAGACCCGAUAACCAUGACGUCACUGGCUCGUAUAUGUUCUUUGAUCAAUAUGAUGUAGAGAAACGCCAUCACGUGAAGCUGGUACUUGCAGACGAAGGCAUACCACUCUCUACUCAAUGGAGCCAACGUGCCUAUCCAUAUCCUAUCCAAAUAGCCCAGUUUGGGUUGAGUCAUUAUUCCAAAUGGGCUACUCUGACACAGAAACGAACUCAUAAUACUGGUACUUCAGCGUCCCCAGGAGCUGUCACAGACGUGGAUCUGUUGGAUUCUAGGGACCCACACUUUGUUCGCUCUCUUCAUUUGUCUUUGGAUGAUAGGCCUACAGUCUAUCGGUUUUCAGUGGGAGCUUCCUCCGAGAGUUUGCUGGCAUUUGAUGCCAGGGCAGCGGACACAAAACUGAUUCACUCCCGUUGGCGAUACUUUGUCCUCUCCGGCGAUGACUGGCACGAGGGGAGCUAUGUCAAGUUGCGUGUACUGCGGGCGGCCUCUGACCCGUCCUCGUGGAAAGAAAUAGUUUAUGCAUGUGGAAAUGCAUCCCCACUACAAAGCAAGGUACUUACUCUAAAUUUUGCUGAAAGCUCUUCGACAUGUGCUCAGUCUCACCCUUGGGGCUCAUCAGGCAAACGCAGUCCCCGGGUUCCCUUCAAUCUUACGUUCUGUUUAGGCAUAAAUUGUACCAGGUCCGUGAAAUACACUGAUUUGCACGCCAAUUGGGUUUUAGCAGGAGACUCAACUGAACCCAGACCGAAUCUCUUGGUUAUGAUAUUCUUGAACCGAAAUGCUGCAAAAAGACUGUCUCUUGUUUCAGUUGGUACGCUACUCGAGAUAUCACAGCAUAUUUUCUCGAGGCUAAUUGCCCAUGAGAUUGCUUAUGUCUGUGGUUUGAACCCGACUUCCGCCUCUCGACUUCAUUCACCUAGGCUUGGGCAACCUGGCAGUACCCCAGCCGUCGUGCUUCCUUGGGGUGGGGUGGCAGCUAGGCACCGGAGGGGUGUUACAGCUGAACGAUUAUUAUUAUGUCUUAACGAUCUUCAGUAUCGAUUGAACUUGCGCGUGACCUUUUGCGUGAUCUGCAAAAGGUUUUCGGACAAUCCUUUUGGCGCUUUGAAAAAACUUCAGCGCAUUCGUUUAAUGGAGAUAAUGAUGGGUGGAUCGAAGAUGGUUCAUCUGAGUCCAGAACGAUCUUCAGUAUCGAUUGAACUUGCGCGUGACCUUUUGCGUGAUCUGCAAAAGGUUUUCGGACAAUCCUUUUGGCGCUUUGAAAAAACUUCAGCGCAUUCGUUUAAUGGAGAUAAUGAUGGGUGGAUCGAAGAUGGUUCAUCUGAGUCCAGCACUGUUCCUACGCUAACGUACUCAGCGUUUACUGUGUCGCAUUUGCCAUCACAUUCUAGGCUUAUUCAUGUGGAGCUAGUGGAAUUGUACGCAGGUGUUCACGGACCUGACGGGGGUGGGUUAAUCCGUCUAAUGCGUUUGGGAAGACCAUCGUCCACGGAGUCACCUGGUCUCACGGAAAUUUUAUUCCACACAAGUCGCUUCAUCUCCGCCGCGAAAUGGUUUUUGCGUAAUCAAGGUUCAGAUGGUGGUUGGCACAUUCCAGUGGCAAGGCAGUUUCGCGAGCGCCCGACAAUCGAACCCGGUUGGGUUUCGGCUAUGGGUCAAGGGCAAGGAAUCUCGCUACUUGUCCGAGUGUACAAUUACACGAAGGAUAUGACCUACUUGGAAAGUGCCCAUCGAGCUCUCGGUCCUUUUGCUCGAAGUGUCGCCCAGGGUGGUGUGCUUUCGUAUUUCUUGGGGCAGCUCGCUUUCCCCUGGUUUGAGGAGUAUCCAACCAGACCAGGAAGUCAUGUGUUGAAUGGCAUGAUCUAUUCCCUAGUUGGUCUAUACGACCUUUCACAGGUAUCUCCUCUUCCGGAGGUCCGCAAAAGAUCAACUCAGCUUUGGCACUCUGGACUCAACUCGCUCUCUACUUUGCUACCUUUGUUUGAUUCUGGAUCGGGCAGCUUCUAUGAUCUGCGGCAUGUUACUCCAGCCACCGGUGAUAUAAAAACUUCGAUGCUUAUUCCUGAAUCUAGCUUCGAGGGUCGUUUUAUCCAUCGUGGUCCGAACCGUGCCCGUUGGAGCUACCAUGCCCUGCACAUUCGCCAACUUCGUCUUUUGGCCAGCAUAGAUAACGACCACGCUGUACAAUGGUCUGAUACCGCUUCUCGUUGGACAUCCGGAGUCGCUUCUCCCUUCGAUUUCAAAGGCCGCGUAAGAUGCGGAAAAAUCGCUUGGCAACUUAGACUGGCAGAUCCGGAUGUCGGACUAAUUUACCAGAACCGUCUUCUGGAGUCGCUUCCAACUGCUCCACCGUUAGACGUAAAAUCAUACUGGGACGGCAUCGUCACCUCUGCCUACUGCUGA
This is a messenger RNA of Opisthorchis viverrini, 3342 nucleotides long. RefSeq lists its product as hypothetical. Gene Ontology annotation, cellular component: Golgi apparatus. The record is from RefSeq and is a predicted model, not a curated record. Gene Ontology annotation, biological process: heparan sulfate proteoglycan biosynthetic process. Bases 1 to 3342 code for a protein of 1113 amino acids. Lineage: Eukaryota; Metazoa; Platyhelminthes; Trematoda; Opisthorchiida; Opisthorchiidae. Gene Ontology annotation, molecular function: heparosan-N-sulfate-glucuronate 5-epimerase activity. The transcript has 15 exons.